UCAAAGUUGCAGAGCUCCAGACAAAGAAAUCUAGAGAGAGAGCGAGGGCGAGAGGGAGCGGGAGAGAGAGAUGCCUGGGCCAGGGCCUCACAUAAUCUACACGCUGACUACAGGGAUCGGCCUCCUCCGCUUAACCCACGGCCGCUUCAGCCCCCACCACUGCGUAGUCUACCCCCUAAACGCCUUCCUCGGCCCUGACCUCGGCUCCUUCGCCCAGUGGAUCACUGAGUUCGUCCUCAACCUCGGUGGAGGUUUCGGAGAUCUCGCCAUGAGAAUUGUGCAUGACCCGUUUCUCUAUGUCCUCGUUCUUGGCCUCCCUCUGUCGUUUUCCUACUCUUGGUUGUCCAAUUGGGCUCUGCGCAGGCGAUUUCUUGAUUCUGGUUCUGGGGUUCCUCUAAACAGAAGACAAUGCCUCUUGCUGCUGGCUGCAGGUUCCCUUUCACAUUUUUUCCUGGAUCAUUUGUUUGAGGAAAAUGGUCAUUCUUCUAUGUAUACAUGGAUACUGAGCACAGGCUGGUGGGAUGGUCGAGCUCCUAUCAACCCAGAUGCUGUCAUCGUAGUUGGACUCCUGUGUACUUCUUUGCUUGGGGGAUUUAUUUACAUUAACAGGGUGAAACAAGGAGAAUCUGUAAUCACUAAAUCAAACAGAUCCUUGAUGCUUAUACUCUCAAUAGCAUGUUUAUAUUGCUUAUGGUGUGCGAGUCAGAUAUACUGGCAAGAUCCUCCUCAGCCUGCAAUUGGUGAAGAGGCAGAUCUCGGGGUUCUCUACUUCCUCUUUGUCUACUUUUUCCUCCCUCAUAGCUUGUGUAUUCUCUCAUUAAACUCCAGGGAUGAGUCUUUGGCUGAAAUUUCUAACAAACAACUCCUCCCUUUGUGACAAAAUCUAUGUAUCAUACUGUUAUGUUUUAUCCAAAGGGCUGAAGCUUGGUACAUUCAGCGGGAAUAAUUUAACUGUACUAUUAGGGGCAUACUCUUAGAGGGGCACGGUCUGCUCUUAAUGACCAUGCUUUUGCACGCCUGCAUCAGACCGAGAGAAGUUUUCCUUCAACUUGAAAGUUCAAUUUUAGAUGAAUCAUCUGGAUAAGAGAUGCAUUUGUCCCGCCAAGCGUUGUAUUUGUAUUCGACGGUAUUGUUCUGGUGUAAUUUUCUGUUGAAACAUAGUUGUAACCAUCAAAUUUUGUGUUAAUUGUAAGGAUAUGUGUUAGAAAAUGCACCGACAAGUAAAUAAGUUUGCAGUGUUAACUACGAACGUUUUCAAUUA
Molecule: messenger RNA, 1261 nt
Organism: Asparagus officinalis (garden asparagus)
Lineage: Eukaryota; Viridiplantae; Streptophyta; Magnoliopsida; Asparagales; Asparagaceae
Exons: 5
Coding region: 71-877 (268 amino acids)
Source: RefSeq, a predicted model, not a curated record